AGUUCCUUUGAACCCUUUCGUUCCAGAACGACACAACUCUAGAAACCAGCAACCAGCAAUAAAAGAAAUAAAGGAAAAAAGCAAAGAAAAUGAAAAAUAUUGGAUGUAGUUUUUGAUAGUCUUACGGGCAAAAAUACGCUUUAAAACAACAACGAAGAGAAGGUCGGUCGGUCGGUCUGAUGGUCAGUUGGUCGGCCAGGGAACACAAAACUCAUUCGCAUGCAAGGUAUUGUGGAUUUCGAUGCUAAAUGUGCUGUUUUCAUCGUCGAAAGAUAUUUGCUGCUCCCGUGCUGAAUUCCACUUCGGCAUAAACUUUGUAAAAAUUCUGGGCUUGACAGAAUUUUGCAAUUUUCAAUCAUCAUCACUAGUGCUAUCGGAAAAACGGCAGACACCACGUCAAGCUGGCAGCAAGAAUUUCGCAAAGAAAAACCAAAACAAGAAAGGAUCAAAUUUCACACAUACAAAAUUCACUCUGCACUAUUGCUGCUGCUGCUGCCACUACUGUUGAAAGGAAGGAAGGAAGAAGGAGUUCGUUGAAAAGUGAAAGAAAGGCAACCGGCUGGAGGACACGACGAACAAUAGAAAUAAAACAAUGAAACAAGAGAAGAUUAGAGACCAAACUGAAGCAGAAAAAGACGAAGACGUAGCAUUAAUAGCAACUAUAAAAUCUGAAAUCAACAACUACAACUUCAAACAUUACCCCGCCAAUAGCAUUCAAUUUAAACUGAAACCAACCCAUAGAACGGCAGUCGGCAGACGUUACCAUAACAAACCCAAACAGCUGGAACAAGAACUAAACGAUAUACAACAACAAAAGCAACAACAAAUCUAUAAACAUCACAAUUGCAAUAGACAAUACAACUGCAACUCCAACUCCUCCACUACUCUAACUCAUAACAUUGAUCAAUAUCAGCACACUUGUCUUCUAACAUAGAUUCCCUCCUCCCACUUGGCUUGGCUGUAUUCUUCGAUAACACAAACUAUACACACUCUUAUACAGACAGACAGAAUAACAACAAACACCCAAUCAACAACCGACAUUGUUUUCUUUUGCUUGUCUUGGGAUUUUUUUGAAGUUGUGAUAGAUUUGAAGGGCAAUAAUGGAUUUGGAUAGAUUAUUCCAUGACUUGGAGUCCAAUCAAAAUUAUGAAUGUGAAGAAGCCAAAAGGAAACUGGCGGAACAUUUUACCCAGAUCAAGGAUCAAUGGCUGGUUCAUAAUUUAAUGGAAUAUUAUUUGAAGACUGGUUCCGUCCGUAUUAUUGAGGUAUUGAUAAAAGCUCAAGCACCACACGAUGGUUAUAUCUUUGAUCGUUUGGCCGACUGGCUGAAGACCCCAGCACAGCGUGUUAAUGCCUUGAAUCUAUUCUGUUUUGUGGUGCGCCGGCAUCCGACCUGGUUGUUUAAAGUGGAAAAACAUCGUUUGAUAAAGGACAUGCUGCAUUGGUUGAAACAAUUGGAGAUUGAAAAAGAAAUUGUACCUUUGAUGAGUGCCCUAUUGGCCAUUAUCACCCUAUUACCGAUCAUACCCAAUUUAGUACCGAAUUUCCUCAACGAUUUGUUUGCCGUCUUUGCCCACUUGGCCUCGUGGAACAGUCAACAUCCUAGUCGUUUGUCCGAAGACAAGCUGGUCCAUCUUCAGCUGGGUCUGCAAAUGUUAUUCCAUCGUUUGUAUGGCAUGUUCCCGUGUAAUUUUAUGGCAUUCCUCACGGACUUUAUACGCCGCGAAAAGGGUGCCAUAUUUCAGCAUACCAUAAAGCCGCUGCUGGAGACAGUACGUUUACAUCCCAUGCUGGUGACGGCCACCGUUGAUUCGGAAAUAAAUUCCGAACGAUGGAAAGAAAUCCAGCCGCAUGAUGUUGUGGUGGAGUGUAUGCGUCUAUCGUUGCCUAUGAAAUUCCAGGAUUUAACAUCGGAUGUGGCCGCCACCACAACAACAGCUGUGCUAUCCUCAUUGUCAAGCUCCUCAAGUACAACAACAGCAACAAGUACAUUUCAACAACUAACCGCCUCGGCAACUACCUCAUCAAUGGGACGCCAUCAUUAUGCCCUAAAGGAUCAUCAGCAUCGUCUGGGUUCAGUGGGUGGUGGUGGCGCCCAAUCUGGUAUUUGGAGUCCUUAUUAUGAAAUUGUAAAUUCUUCACAUACCCCCUUGACACCGACACCAUAUAUGAUGGCGCCGUCUACGUUAAAUCAAGGCUCUUUGGGUGUUAGUGGCUGUUCUCCACCCGAAGCGGCGGUGGAGGCUACACCGGAAACCACGCCUUUGAAAGACAACCGAGAGUUGAAAAGACCUUCAAUUGGCGGUGGCGGUGCCUCCGGUGUGGUUAAUCCUCUAGCGGUGAGGGCCAUAUUUACCAAUAGUCAACCCUCAUCUCCACAUCGGGGCAAAGAUCAGCAUCAGCCUCCAACGCAACACCACUAUCAACAGCAACACUUUAAUUUCCCUGAUGUUAGCUCCUCAGGAGGUGCCAGCAGCAGCAGCACCAGUACCACCACCUACGUUGAACAGGAACUCAAUACAAGGGUCAUUACCCGAGUCACCCGCUACGAUCAUAAGGUACAACAAAUGGUGCACGAUCGCAACAAAUCCCAAAGCCCCUUUCAGACAAUAGAAGCCCAGACGGCAAAAAUGGGAUUUCAAACCCCAACCGAAUUUUGUCGUACGCCGGACGUGGAUACUCACAGCACUGGGACAGGUGGUAGUGGUGCCCGUUACUACCAAUCGAAUUCGAUUACUCCCCUCUCGGCCCUCAACAAUGACCCAUGCUGUGCUGUGGCGGUGUCCUCGGCGGCUAUGGACAUACCCAUAACCAAAGUAUGUGAUGAAUGCAAUGAAACUGAUCAAACCCUGUGUACCGAAGGUGGCCUUCAAAUGCCCACUAGUCAUUCGAUGCAUCUACUGGCCAAAGGCAUAAAGCGACGCAAUCGCAUGACCAGCUAUUGUUACAAUGAGAAGAGUUGUGAAAAAAUCGGUGUCAAUGGCAACAAUUGUUCCGGAGAUUCGUACAAAACGCUUCACAAGGUUCGUAGAACCAAAUCCCUAUCGUCGUUGUAUUUGGUUUCAUCGAAAACCUCACAGAGUUCCGGUGAUCUAUCGGAUACCAAUGAAGAUGAUGGUCUGCCAUCACUGGGAAUGGCAACGGCCACAACAAUGCCGAAUAGCGAAAGACCAUUGCAAAAAUGUCCCAAGAUGUUGGCCAUUGAUUCGGUGCUGAAAAAUUCAAUGCAAAUGAAGGCGGCGGUGACGGCGUCUGUGACGGCGCCGUGCGAAGAUAAGUCGGUGCAAACGUUGGAAGCCGUACCAUUGCCCAAUCACGAGAAUUCCUUGCUGCAAAUGCUGAUGGAAACCAACGAAUUUCGUAACGCCUAUGAGGCCAAGCGACAAACACCCAAUGAAAUUCUCGAACAAUUCAUUGCUCGUGGUCUGCGCAACAACAGCAUGGACAGCUUGGACAAGGAACAAUUUCAGUUGCUCUAUCUACAGCUGCAGUACGAACGUUAUCGUCGUGAAAUACACGCUGAGCGUAAUCGUCGUUUAAUGGGCCGUUCACGCGACAAACGUUCCCUGGAAAUGGAACGUGAACGUCUGAAGGAACAGCUGAAGGAUUUCGAAAUGAAAAACAAAGAGCUUAGCUCGCAACUGGACAAAACGAAAAAGGCCACCAACGAGCGGGAACGAGAAUACCAAGAAGAGUUGUCCGCCCUAAAGACAAAGUAUCAAAAUGAAUUGGAGCAGAAUCGUUGCCUGCGCCAGGCCAAUGAAAAUCUCCAAACCAAAUUGACCGAUGAAUUGUCGCAGCGCAAAGACAUAAACUACGAAGUGGAAGCUUUACGGGGUCAGGUAUUUAGUUUGACAACAGAAUUGCAACAUGCUCAGCAACAGGCUGAGGUGGGUAUGCAGUGUCGCCAGGAAUUGGCGCGACUCGAGGCCGAUUUCAUAGUCAUGGGUGAGGUCCAAAUCCGGUGUCGUGACAAGCUGGCUGAAAUCGAUAAUUAUCGAUCGCGCGACGAAGAGCUGCAAGUUCUGCAAGAGGCCUAUAAUUUGGAGCUGAAGGAAAUAAAACAUAGCCUGGACGAUAAAACCUCUCAAUUAGAUAGCGCCCGUCAUAAAAUUCAGGAAUUACAUUCGCAAUUGUUAAACAGUGAAAAAGUGAUAACUGAACAAAAGCGCCUUUUAAGAGCUGUUAAAGAUGAAUACCAGGAGAAAUUUGAGGCCUUAAAUAAAAAAUAUGAAAUACAAAAAACAAUCAUGAUGCAAUUGGAAGAACAGUUCAGGAUGACGGUGCACAAGCCCCCAUCCACAGCGCCAGCACCAUCUUAUUCGCCGGAUACCGAUAAAACAGACAUUGCCUCCUCGGUGGAGCGCAACUCUCCGCUGUCCACAUCGUUGGCGUCGAGUGAAAGUCUAUCGACAAGCCUGCGUUCCUCGGAGUUGCGAAAUCUACAACCGCUAUUGGAAAAUCCCAUAGCUGAGGUAACAAGUGGCAUCAAAAUUGUCGAUGGCCAGCGUUUACCGCCGCAAACCUUAGAUUUGGCCUCAUCGGCUAACACGGCCACCAGUUUGCUAAACGAUCCAAAGGAACUAAAUUCACCUGAAAUGAUGGUGACAUCAGGCGUGGGCGGCAGCAGCUCUCACACUCGUUCUAUAACCAUGACGCACAUGCAUCCACAUCAACAUUUGCAGCAGCAACAGUCGUCAUCGUCGAUGUCUUCGUCAAAACACACGAUACAAACACAAGCAACGAAAGCAACAACUUCAUCAGCAUCAUCAUCAGCCUCAAUAGCAGCCGCAGCAGGGAAUCAGGAAAAAACACAUCAGCAAAAUCGUUGAUCAUUGCCACACCAAUAGUUUUCACACACAAACACACACGCACUUGGAGAGUGAAAUGUGUUGCCUUUUAAGUUCUGUCUUUGUUGUAGACGUACACACACACUCGAAAAAAAUCACAAGCUAAGCUGCCCUCUGAAAUUUGGAAAACAUUAUGCUCCCUUUUCUUUGCUUCUUACAAAUUUUGUAAUAAACGAUAAUAAUGCCAAGCAAAACGCCCAUAACGAAUCUUCUCUUGUAAUAACAAAACAAACAACAAAGUCGACACAAGGACAACGAUUUACUGACACUGGUGGUCAAGGUUUUAAAACUCAGCAAACAUUUUUAUUACACAACAACACUGCUAGCAGACAAAAUGACAGCAUCCAAAACGAGAGGGAAAGAGAGAGAAGAAACUCCCCGGCUUCUACACAACCCCCCUUCAUCACUACUCCUCCCCCUGCCACCAACUCACAAAUUGCUUUAAUUAGUUCUAUAUACCUCUUAUUUAAAUUAAUAUGUGUUUUUGUUUCGGUAUCUUAGAAAUAAUAAGCCUAAUUUACAACAGCACAGCAACAAUACCAACUACCCCAGCAAACAAAUCACACUUCUAAGACAAACUGGAAACCCCACAACAACAACAACAACAACAAACACCACCACCCACUCACUUAUCUAUCUACCAUAACAAUAAUAACAAUAUGUUAUGAAACUAACCCAAAACUAAGAAGGAAGAAGGAUCAAUAACAGAAAUCCAUCUACAAACUAUUAUUAUAAAUAAACAAACAACAACAAAAAAAAAUCGAAAAAUAUCAACAACAACAACAAAAGAAAACAAUAAAGCAAAUCAAAAAUCUA
Messenger RNA from Musca domestica (house fly), 5666 nucleotides. RefSeq names its product hamartin-like. The record is from RefSeq and is a predicted model, not a curated record. Lineage: Eukaryota; Metazoa; Arthropoda; Insecta; Diptera; Muscidae. The transcript has 7 exons. Gene Ontology annotation, cellular component: TSC1-TSC2 complex. Bases 1101 to 4832 code for a protein of 1243 amino acids. Gene Ontology annotation, biological process: regulation of cell cycle; negative regulation of TOR signaling; negative regulation of cell population proliferation.